Molecule: messenger RNA, 2427 nt
Organism: Cladocopium goreaui
Lineage: Eukaryota; Dinophyceae; Suessiales; Symbiodiniaceae
Source: the annotation of a GenBank genome assembly
GAUCAAGCUGCCCCAGUCUCUCUGAGACGUUUCAGCUAUCGCGAUGGAUCUCAAUGAGCCUCUGCUCCCUGAGCCAGCCCAGGCAGGAAAGCCAGCACCUGCAACCAACAGUUCAGGAAUGAAACGAAACUGUUGGAUGCGAUUGGGCAUGGGUGAAAAGGCCUUGCUGGAUCUGCUGAAGGAUGCUGAUGUGGCAGCUGAGGCCUCCUCUGAGGACUCUGAAGGAUGCUCCGAAGUCAGCCACAGUUGUGUGGUGAUGGGACCUGCAGGUGCUGGCAAAACAACCUUGGUGAAUGUCUUGGGAGGAGUUGAUUUUCCAACGGGUCCUCAAGCCUCCGACAGGACUUUGGAGGCUCAAAGCUGUGACCUGAAGCUUCAGGAUGUGGGGACGGUGGUGCUCAUUGACACGCCCGGAUGGAGUCCUGACACAAGCGUGGACAUUGAGUCAGAGUACCAACAGGUCUUGAAGGAGAAGAAGCUCGUCUCAGAGCAUGCGCCUCACAUUGUCCUGUUGUGUGUCUCUGCCUCGAAUAUCCGACAGUUCCAGCACGAGGAUGCGAAGAAGAUGGGUGGCCAAUUGAUUGCGCUCAAGUUUGACCAGCGUUUUUGCAUCAAAGUUCUUCCCAUUGUCACCUUUGCAGACACCCAAGCUGAGAACGACUUGAAGAAGAUCGUGCCUGAAAUCAAGCAGCUGGUUGAAACAGUCUUCGAACAAACACGUUCAACAGUGGAGGAACCAGUCUUCACCAUGGUUCCACCAAAUGGAGAAGCUCAAGGAGUGGAGGAGGUCAAAGGUCGCGUGAGAAAGAUGCUGCUUGAGCAAGUGCAGUCUGAGGUGUCGAGCGACGCCAGUGACUCUGCUUCUGAGGGUUCUUCCUGGACCAAAUUUAGCUAUCCCACUGGAUCACCUGGAUCGGCUGAAUCCAGUGCCAAGAGCCCGGCACCGCUUGAGAAUGAGGUUCCAGCACUGCUUGCUCAUAUCACCAAACAUGCAAAGAAAGGAUUUGAAGAUACUCGAGUUCCGGCAACCUUUGUCGAGGAUGUGACCAAGGUGCCGUUUCAGCUGAUCCUCAACCAUAGCUGUUUGGUGGUGGGGCCUGCCGGCGGUGGCAAAACCUUACUGGUGAAUCAUUUGGGAGGAGUCCAAUUUGAGACUGGCCCCCUGGAGUGCCACAGAACUUUAAAGUUUCAAAGUUGUGACUUGAAACUGGAAAAUGUUACGGAGAAAUUGAGGGUCAUGCUCAUUGACACACCAGGCUGGAGCCCCAAAAAUACCACGAACCUCAGAUCAGGGUACCAGCAGUUCUUGAAAGAAAAUCAGCUGGUGUCAGAGCAUGCUCCGUAUAUCGUCUUGUUCUGCGUUUUUGCCUCCAAUAUCCGACAGUUCCAGCACGAUGAUGCGAAGAAGAUGGGUGACGAAUUGCAAAAUCUCAAGUUUGACAAGAGUUUCCCAAUCAAAGUUCUUCCCGUUGUCACCCAUGCGGACGUUCGAGCUGAGAGCCAAUUGAACUCAAUCAUGGAUGUCAUCACGAAACACAUGGAAACGGCCUUCAAAAAGAUUGGGGCAACAGUGGAGAAACCCGUUGCAACAAGAGUCCCGCCAGCUGGAGAAGCUCAAGGAGUGGAGGAGGUCAAAGGUCGCUUGAGAAAGAUGCUGCUUGAGCAAGUGCAGUCUGAUAACUUCAGUCGCCUUUGGCGCUUGGCCCUUGCAAAAAGCAUAGUUUCUGAAACGAAGGAGCACGCAAAGAAGUUUCCAGAGAACGAAUCAUCUUUCCGCUUGUGGAAGAGAGCCUUUUGCACAGUGGCAGCUGGUUGCGGAAAAGAAAUCUCUGAUUUAGAGGAAUUCGAGGAGAUUACAGCCGCACUUGUAAAGUGUGACCAGGUUGAGGAGUUUCCAUGGUGGACUAUCUCGUUGAUUCCACGCAGUCAGACAGAGACUUGGCUGCCGCCAUUUUCGUACCAGGCAAGUUGCUUUCGAAAGUGGCUGGCACCCUUUCUCCUCAUUGUCAUGGUGAUCGUGCUCUUGUUUUCGACUCUUCACACCUGGGAUAUGGAGGCGAGGUUUGACCAAAUGUCACAUGGCCUUGAGGAGGCCAAGGCCAACGAAACAAAGGUCAAGAACGAGAACAAGGCCUUACGUGGUGAGUAUGGCAAGAUGUAUUCGUGCAGCUGGACACCUCAACCAGGGCAGUGCAUGGGCUUGUCACAGCUUGACCGAGUUUGGACAGCGAAGGAUUGCAGAGAAGUUUGCUGCAGAAUGGGUCCGGAGAUUUGUUCCACCUGGCAGUUUGACGGCAAAUCUUCUGAGUGCUGGCUUGGGACUCCUACGGAUUGCAGUGAUGAUGAUGACGGCUGGGCUGGAGGUCGCUUGAGCAGCGCUUGAGCAGCGGCCAGAGGCCAUAGUAAAUCCUAUUGGAAACAUUUUAG